AGCUUUCAUCAGUAGUACUUUAGCUGAAGUAAAGGGCGCCUCUUAUGACUAAUGAGAUGGUCAGCAAAUACUGCCUUGACAUUACUCUCCACGCGCCACCUCCGUUCUCUUAUUCGGCAAUGCACGCGCCGUUCCGCUUUCGACGUCGGCAAGAAGCUGCACGCCACCAUCAUUACCAGCGGGGUUGCUGCCUCAGCAGACUCGUUCCUCUACAACGCCCUGCUCCAUCUUUAUGCGGCUUGUGGGAGUCCAAUUCAUGCACAGAGGGUGUUCGAUGAAAUUCCCAAGUCGCACAAAGACACUGUGGACUGGACUAUCAUGAUGGGGAGCCUUGCGCGGCACAGCAUGCAUCGAAAUGGGCUUGGUAUGUUUGUGGAAAUGAGAAGAGAGGGAGUGAGGGUCGACGAUGUUGCCGUGGUUUGCUUGAUGGGUGGGUGUGCUCGGUUGGGCAACAUUGAGGUUGGAGUGCAAGGACAUGGGUUCAUGGUGAAGGUGGGGUUGAGUUCUAGCGUCAAGGCGUGCAAUGCGGCUAUGGAUAUGUAUGUCAAGUGUAGGGAGUUGAGUAUGGCGAGAAGGGUUUUCGAUGAAAUGGGGGAGAGGAGUGUUGUGUCUUGGACUGUGAUUUUGGAUGGUGUGAUCAGAUGGGAAGGUGUGGGGAGUGGGAGAGUGGUGUUCGAUGCAAUGCCGGAGAGGAAUGAGGUUGCUUGGACGGUUAUCAUUGUUGGUUAUGUUAGUGUGGGGCUUGUUAGGGAAGGUUUUGCUCUUCUGCGAGAAAUGUUUUUGGGUUGUGGUUUUGGAUUGAAUUAUGUCACACUUUGUUCAAUUUUAUCGGCUUGUGCGCAAUCGGGAGAUGUGGUGACGGGCAGUUGGGUUCAUGCAUAUGCUUGUAAGACAGUGGGGAGUGAGAUGGAUGUUAUGGUAGGCACAGCUCUGGUUGACAUGUACGCCAAGUGUGGUAGAGUAGAUGCAGCGUUGAAAGUUUUUGAGCACUUGAAGUACAGGAAUGUAGUGACAUGGAAUGCUUUGCUAAGCGGGUUGGCAAUGCAUGGAAGAGGCAGAGCUGUUAUGAAGAUGUUUCCUCGAAUGCUGAUAGAGGCCAAGCCAGACGAUUUAACCUUCACUGCUAUGUUGAGUGCUUGCAGCCACUCGGGCCUUGUUGAACAGGGUCGCCAUUACUUUCAAAAUCUUGAACCAUUGUAUGGUGUAACGCCUAAGAUAGAGCAUUAUGCUUCUAUGGUGGAUCUUCUAGGUAGGGCUGGCCAUCUAGAAGAGGCUGAGACUUUGAUAAAGAUAAUGCCAAUGCCUCCGAAUGAGGUUGUUUUGGGUUCACUUAUUGGCUCAUGCAGUGUCCAUGGAAAGCUACAGUUAGGUGAGCGCAUUCUACAAGACCUGCUUCAAAUAGAUCCCCACAACACAGAGUAUCAUGUCCUUCUCUCAAACAUGUAUGCAUUGGGUGGAAAGCAGGACAGGGCUAAUUUUUUGAGGCAGGGUCUUAAGAAUAGGGGUAUAAGAAAGAUGCCUGGUAUGAGCUCAGUUUAUGUUAGUGGCCAAGUUCAUCAGUUCAGUGCUGGAGACAAGUCACACCCUCAGACGGCUGAGAUAUAUUCAAAACUGGAUGAGAUGAUACAAAAAUUGAGAGUGGCUGGUUAUGUACCAAAUACGGCUUGCCAAGUCUUCUCUGGUUUUGACAACAGAUAUGAGAGUGAUGCAGAAAAGCUGGAGGAGAUAGAGCAAGCAUUGUUCUGCCACAGUGAAAAGCUGGCAGUCUGUUUUGGGCUUAUAUCCACAAGAGCAGGUUCACCUCUUCAUAUAUUCAAGAAUCUACGCAUCUGCCAAGACUGUCAUUCUGCUAUGAAACUGGUCUCUCUUGUUUAUGAUCGAGAAAUCGUCAUCAGGGAUCGCAACCGUUUUCACUGUUUCAAACAAGGUUCUUGUUCGUGUUCUGAUUAUUGGUGACCGCAUUCUCCUAGUGUCUGCAAACUCUGCAUAGAUGAUAAAAGUGCCAUUUUAACAAAGGCCUUCACCAAUAUUUGUCAAACAAGUGAUUCCUAACUUCUGCAGUAGUGUCACUGUUAAGGAUCUGCAUCUAAAAGAUUGUAUCAUUUUGAGUUAUAAAGAUUUAAAUGCCAAUUCAUUAAAAAAAAUUGUGCCAACAUUACGUUUAUUUCUCGCAAACUUGGGAAAAUAAUAUAUCAUUACAUGUUACAGCAUGUUGACUGUA
This is a messenger RNA of Argentina anserina (silverweed cinquefoil), 2221 nucleotides long. Its product is annotated as pentatricopeptide repeat-containing protein At5g15340, mitochondrial. NCBI's taxonomy places the organism in Eukaryota, Viridiplantae, Streptophyta, Magnoliopsida, Rosales, Rosaceae. The record is from RefSeq and is a predicted model, not a curated record. The transcript has a single exon. Gene Ontology annotation, molecular function: zinc ion binding; protein binding. The coding region runs from base 52 to 1956 and encodes 634 amino acids.